Orcinus orca (killer whale) is the source of this 1529-nucleotide messenger RNA. RefSeq names its product interleukin 36 gamma (gene IL36G). Gene Ontology annotation, biological process: cytokine-mediated signaling pathway; inflammatory response to antigenic stimulus; cellular response to lipopolysaccharide. Gene Ontology annotation, molecular function: cytokine activity; interleukin-1 receptor binding. Bases 226 to 1011 code for a protein of 261 amino acids. The transcript has 4 exons. Lineage: Eukaryota; Metazoa; Chordata; Mammalia; Artiodactyla; Delphinidae. The record is from RefSeq and is a predicted model, not a curated record.
UGCUGUGUUUAGGGCUGGAGCCACGCCAGGCUGGGUCCAUGUCUUGUCCUGUGCAGAGUUGGCUGCUUCUUACUUGGGGAGCUGCUAGGAUCCUGGCAGAGUUGCCUUGGCUCGGGUCCCUCCCCUGUUCCCAGGCAGACAAAUUUGCCAGUGGGAGUGGGGAGGGCUGCUGGGAGGAGAAGGCACAGACAUCAGGGAACUGUAGGGUAUUUAAGGUCAAAAGUCAUGCCUGGCCUUGGAACCCCUAGGGGGACACUGUCCCUGGCUGGAUCUCUGGGUGGAGGAAACUUCUGCUUGAUACCCCUCCCUAAGGUUGCCUUGAAGUUUUGUCCCAGGAGGUGGCCUAGAUCUUCUGACGAGGGCUUGGUAUCAGGCCAGGCUUCCCAGCUCCCUGCCCAGAAUCAGGACCUUAAGAACCAGUAUCCUUGGGAGGGUCUGGAAAUGCCUCCUGAGACUCAGAUCUCGUAUCAAUGUCCUCACAGGUGCCGAGACAACCCCGCUAUGGCAGAAAUUACGGAAGCCUCUGGACCAUUCUAUAAAGCAGAAAUGGAUGAGCCUUGGACUGGAGAAUGCUUUGACUUGAAUCAGCAGGCGUGGAUCCUUAAGGGUCACACCCUCGUGACAGUUCCACUGAACAACAGUGUGACUCCAGUCGUUGUCACUGUUAUGCCAUGCAAGAAUCCAGGCUCUGUUGAGGAAGACAAAGGGGUUCCCAUUUAUUUGGGAAUAGAGAAUCCAGAAAUGUGUCUGUAUUGUGAGGACGUUGGAGGACAGCCCAAAUUGCAGCUGAAGGACCAGAAAAUACUGGAUCUGUACAACCGACCUGAGCCCAUGGAGCCCUUCCUUUUCUACCAUGGCCGGACAGGCAGUACCUCCACCUUUGAGUCCGUGGCCUUUCCCGACUGGUUCAUCGCCUCCUCCGAGCAAGGCCAGCCCAUCUUUCUCACUUCGAACCUGGGGAAAAUGUACAGUACUGCCUUCCGCAUAGAUUUAGGAUUUAACUCAGCCUAGAGGUGGCAGCUUGGUCUUAUAAUUUCUCGUUCUCAGCGUGUCUUCAUCUGGAUUUUCUCAGCAUCAUUGCACACUGAUGCUGAGAGGUGGGCUUGGCCCUGUUCUCAUCUUAUUUUAUGAACGGAGAAGAAGCAAUGACCUCGUGGCACCCAAGGAAUAGAAUGUGGGCUCGAAAGCAGGAGGGAGGCGGUGACGUGUGGCUGUCCUUUCAAGCUGAAACUGUACAUCUCUCAAGCCAUCUGUACACGGACAUCGGGAUCCAAAAAACACCUGUCCCAGGGGUGGUUAUGAAGAACCACGAAUUCAGAGUUCACCCGUCUUACCCAAGAUCCUGGGACUAGCAUGGAGCUGAUCUUUGUUUUUGUUUUGCUUUGUUUCCUUUCCUAAUGGGAUUACGUUUCCCAUAAUCUCUCUAUGUUUCCAGUAUAUUGUAAGGGGUGUAAUAUAUCCUUUUAAGGGUUAGGAACUUGUAAAGAAAACCAAUUCUUCAUUAAAUUACUUAUGUCUAAUUCUAAUAA